ACCAACAUCCAGAUUUGUGAGCAGGAAAUCGAAGUACUCCAGCUCGAAGUCUAGGCGAAGAAGCAGAGCAAGCAAUCAUCAAUGGAGAAGGGCACGCCUGCGCUCGGUUGGGCCGCGAGAGACGAGUCCGGUCUCCUCUCCCCUUACAGCUUCUCGCGAAGGGUCCAGAAGGACGACGAUGUGACGAUCAAGGUGCUCUUCUGCGGGAUCUGCCACACUGACCUCCACAUCGCCAAGAACGAGUGGGGCAACGCCCUCUACCCCAUCGUUCCAGGGCAUGAGAUCGUUGGCGUCGUCACCGACGUCGGCCCUGGCGUCGAGAGCUUCAAGGCCGGGGACACGGUGGGCGUGGGCUACUUCAUCGACUCCUGCCGCUCGUGCGACACCUGCAGCAAGGGGUACGAGAACUACUGCUCCACCCUCGUGCUCACCUCCAACGGCGUGGACUACGACGGCGCUACCACCCAGGGGGGUUUCUCCGACGUGCUCGUCGUCAAUCAGGACUACGUCCUCCGCGUCCCGGAGAGCCUGUCUCUCGCCGGGGCGGCGCCGCUGCUCUGCGCCGGCGUCACGGUGUACAGCCCGAUGAUGCAGUACGGCCUCAACGCGCCGGGGAAGCACCUCGGCGUCGUCGGCCUCGGGGGCCUCGGCCACAUGGCCGUCAAGUUCGGCAAGGCGUUCAGGAUGACCGUCACCGUAAUCAGCUCGUCGCCGAGGAAGCGCGAGGAGGCGCUCGAGCGCCUCGGCGCCGACGCGUUCUUGGUCAGCCAAGACGCCGAGCAAAUGAAGGCUGCGGCGGGCACGAUGGACGGAAUCAUCGACACGGUGUCGGCGGGGCACCCGCUCGUGCCACUGCUGGAGCUGCUGAAGCCGAUGGGGCAGAUGGUGGUGGUCGGCGCGCCGAGCGAGCCGCUGGCGCUGCCGGCCUACGCCAUCAUCGGAGGCGGCAAGCGCGUAGCCGGGAACGGUGUGGGCAGCGUCAGCAGCUGCCAGGCGAUGCUGGACUUCGCGGGGAAGCACGGCAUCACCGCGGACGUCGAGGUCGUCAAGAUGGACUACGUCAACACGGCGGUGGAGCGGCUGGAGAGGAACGACGUGAGGUACCGCUUCGUCAUCGACGUUGCCGGCAGCCAGCUGGACGCCGCCGCUUAGUGCUCCGACACGUAGGUGCUCGGUGGUCACCAGCCACGCGAGGUCGUGAUUUGUGGUGUUGUUAUUUCCAUGCGUCGGUGUGUGCAUUUCCAGAUUUUCAGGUGAAAUAAUUGCUUCGCGUGUUGUUUGUUCUGGC
Molecule: messenger RNA, 1288 nt
Organism: Triticum dicoccoides
Lineage: Eukaryota; Viridiplantae; Streptophyta; Magnoliopsida; Poales; Poaceae
Product: probable cinnamyl alcohol dehydrogenase 8D
Exons: 4
Coding region: 82-1152 (356 amino acids)
Molecular function (GO): zinc ion binding; oxidoreductase activity, acting on the CH-OH group of donors, NAD or NADP as acceptor
Source: RefSeq, a predicted model, not a curated record